UUGAUUGGUGAAGUUUACGAGGUAGUACCUUCCAAGUUUUUUCAUGAAAGCUGCUAAAAAAAUAGGGAUUACGUGCGGGCGAAGGUUUUACUGUUAUGAAUGGUAAGAGUUCUGAUUCUGAGAGAGUAUACUAGCUAUUCUUGAGGUUUUGUGUUAUUGAAAAAGUUUAGUGUAUACUACCUAUUUUAUCAAGCGCAUCCUCAAUUCUUAUCUACCAAUUAGAGAUGGAAGCUAUAGUUGGAGGAGCUGUAGCUGGAAAAAUUUGCGAGAUGACUCUUCAGAUGACAGUUCAAAAGUUAUCCGCACAGAUAAGCCUUGUCACAAACUUCCAGAAAGACUUUGAAUGGUUGAAGAGAAAACUUGGAUAUAUGAAGGGAUUUCUCAAGGAUGCCGAGCAACAGUGCAGACAAAAGGAGAGUGUGAGGCAAUGGUUACAAGAUGUUCGAGACAUUGCCGUACGUGCAGAGGACAUAUUAGAGCGAUGUACUGCACAGCCUCUCUACACUAGCAGACUUCAAUCUGUUUUCACUGGUAAUCACAUGGGUUUUCGUUACAAAUAUUCACGAAAAAUCAGUAAGAUCAAAGCUAGAAUUAAGCUCCUUAUUGAGGAGGGAUGGCAAUUAAAGGUUGCUAAUGAUGUUUCGUCCGGAGAAGAAGCAUCAAGCAGCACUUUACGAAGAGCAUACUCAAAGAGAUCAAGUAUUGUGCCAAUAGAUUCACAUCCAGUGGGUAUAGAGGCCAAGGUUGAGCACUUGGUAAGCUUGUUAGAGAGGCCUGCAGUUUCUGUUAUAGCCGUCGUUGGAAUGGGCGGCUUAGGGAAGACUUAUCUUCUCCAACAUGUCUACAGUGUGGUCAAAUAUAGGUUCGAGAAAUCUAUUUGGCUUUCAAUUUCUCAAUCCUUUUCUAUUUCUAAGUUGCAGAAUGACUUAGCCUCUCACUUAAAUAUAAAGGAUAAAAUUCAAGGAGUUUCUGAACAAAGAGCAGAGGAAUUGAUUAAUGCCCACUUGAAAGAAAAAAAGAUUGUGAUUGUUCUGGAUGAUGUGUGGAAGCCCAUCAAAGAGGGCAAUUUGAUAAAGAGACUUGGUUUGACAAUUGGGCAAAACUGCAAACUUGUGAUCACAACUAGAAACAGAGAAGUUUGCAGAAAUGUGAAGGCAGAAAUUUAUGAGAUGGAACGUUUGAGUGAAGAAGACAGUUGGAAACUGUUUUGUAUUUAUGGGUUUCCAGAGGAUGAGGGAAACAGAGCACCCGAGCACCUUCUGGAUGUAGCCCGCAAUAUUGCAAAGGAAUGUGGAAACCUGCCCUUGGCCAUCAAGACAACUGCAGCAUCUCUGGCAGGCUGCAGAUCCCGAAGGGAAUGGGACUCCAAACUAAGUCAGCUUAAAGAGGUAUCUACUCUCAAUAAACCCUUGGAAGUCCUCAAAUUGAGCUAUGAUUGCUUGCCUGCACAUCUUAAGGCUUGUUUUGCUUAUCUGUCUUUCUUCCCUGAGGAUGAGAAAAUAGACUGCGAGUACCUGGUAAAUCUUUGGAUAGCAGAAGGUUUCAUUCCAGAUGGAAAAGACCAGUGGGAUAUUGGAUGGAAAUGUUUAAAUGAGAUUGCCAAUCUUUGUUUAGUUGAAAUAGUGGAAGAAGAAUGGGAGGGAUCAGAUCAUGAUUCUGAUAUUCAAGUUGAACUUGAAGUCAAAAAAUAUUGCAGAGUUCAUGAUUUAUUUCUUGAUUUGGCGGUGUAUAUAUCUAAAGAAAACAAAUGUGCUUUCAAAAUUGAAAACGCCUUCAAAGAAUUCCCUGCCAGGAACAACAGUGUUGAUUGGUGCAGGGUUUUGUUGCCCAAGAAAUGGAUAGAUGAUAAGGUCCUGCUAAAAAGCCGCCUUGCAUUUUCUCCCAAACUUCUCCGGACAUUAUCAUUGUCUGACAAUCGCAUAGUUAACAUCCCCCCCAAAAUUUUAAUGAAUAUGAAAGUACUGCGGGUUCUUGACUUGAGCAGGAAUGGCAUCAGUACGUUGCCUGAUUGUGUUGAAGAUAUGAAGCUUCUCAAAGUUUUGAACUUAUCGAGCACAUGGAUUACGGAGGUACCAGGGUGCGUUAGAAGUUUGAAGAGUCUUCUCUUUCUCGAUGUUUCUUUUUGCUCUAGCUUAAGGCAGAUACCAGUGUGGAUAGGUAAACUGAAAUGUCUUCAGCAUAUCAAUACAGUGCAAUCUCCUCUCAUUAAUACUUUGCCAAAUGGAAUUUUAAAUCUCAAGUCUCUCCGGACACUCAGAUCUCGUCGCUUGCGCCUCUCUGUCAGAAAUGAUUCAGAGUUGAAGUUACAGGAUGUUCGUAGUAUGUUUCAGCUGCAAGAAUUAAGCAUAUGCCUUCACACAGAAUCGCAAUUACAAAGUAUAAAAGAAGGGAUUUUGGGGAAGUUGGUAAGGAUGCGCCAUCUCACUGUUGAGAAUUGUCUUCCAUUCCCUGAUUGCCCGUUUCCGGAGGAACUGGAGAUUAUGAGAGAUCUUGAAACAUUACAGCUACACAAAUUUGCUGUGACAAGUAGUUUAUGCAGUUUUGUGGAUCUUAGGGAACUCAGGUUACAAAGAUGUCAUUGGAAUAGUUAUCCAGAAUUCCAGAAAAUGCCAAACUUAAUGAGUUUGCAGUUGGAUAGUAACAUAAGCUGCACAGAGAUACCAGCGGCUUUUGGAAAGUCGGGCGGGUUUCCAAAACUUCGGUUCAUGCUGAUUAGAGAUUUCCCUGGGCUGGACGAGUUUCCUGAAUUGGAAGAUGGAGCCAUGCCACACCUCGAGGUUUUUAAGCUACACAAGUGUCACAAUCUGAGCGAAUUAAGGGGAUUGGAGAAAUUGAAAAUGCUCAAGGAGUUCAACUAUCAUCGUUCAUUUGGAUUAUGGUUUAGGCUACAGGAAGGAGGGCAAGAUUGGCGAGAAGUUAAAGCCCGUAAUCCGCAGGUAAUCAUCACCCACAGGCACAGGCGUUAUGUUUAACAAAUUAUCAGCUCCAUUAAAAAUAGAUGUAGAGAUAUUUGCCAUGACAUGUGUUGAUGGUAUGUGUAACUUUAUAUCUAUUAUUUUUUAUAUGCUUUGAAUUAGAUUUUAUCAAAUGGACAUUAAUGUAAUGAUUAGUUUACAACUAUCAUAUAUUUGAUAUACUUGAUGUAUGGUUUUAUAUAUUUCAAUGUA
Molecule: messenger RNA, 3167 nt
Organism: Cryptomeria japonica (Japanese cedar)
Lineage: Eukaryota; Viridiplantae; Streptophyta; Pinopsida; Cupressales; Cupressaceae
Product: disease resistance RPP13-like protein 4
Exons: 1
Coding region: 225-2972 (915 amino acids)
Biological process (GO): defense response
Molecular function (GO): protein binding; ADP binding
Source: RefSeq, a predicted model, not a curated record